Molecule: messenger RNA, 3540 nt
Organism: Alternaria alternata
Lineage: Eukaryota; Fungi; Ascomycota; Dothideomycetes; Pleosporales; Pleosporaceae
Product: AMP deaminase
Exons: 4
Coding region: 183-3380 (1065 amino acids)
Biological process (GO): AMP metabolic process; IMP salvage
Cellular component (GO): cytosol
Molecular function (GO): AMP deaminase activity
Source: RefSeq, a predicted model, not a curated record
GUGUCCUUGUACUAGAAGAGUCUGCAGAAUGAGCAUGCCAUGGAGUCAUCGAAUCCAUAAUUUACAAAAUGGCACGGGGCCAGGCGACAGGCCGGCGGUCUCCGAGGCGCGUUCCUGGUGAGGCUCGUCUCUAAAGUUUGUGUUCGCUCCAGCAACCGCAACUACCACCUCUCCACAGCACCAUGUUGAAAGGAGCCUUUUCUGCCGACGCAGAUGCGUCUCCGGACUUUGGCCCUGCCCACGAUGACCAAAUCCCCUCCUCUGAAGAAGAAGAACUGAGCCAUGACUUGUCUGAAACCGAGGCUGGCGGUAGCGGGCGCACACGACUGAACAACGGUGCGACUGCAACGGCGCAGGACAACGCCGGCACCAGCGAUGAGGAAGAGGACGACAAUGGCAUGCUGCCCCGCGACAAGCAACGGCGAACUGCCUUCUAUGACUAUACUGCAGAGAAACAGAUGAGCCACACUGAAGCCAAGCAAUUCUACCAACGGCAUCAGCUAGAGACGCAGUAUGGAGGCUCACAAGCAGGAGAGGCAUACAGCCCUGCUAUGCGCGCAAAGACAUUUCCCGCCAACUUUGGCACCACAGACAAUGUAGACUUCCAAGGCAAGGCAGAGAGCAUUCGCUCUAGGAAGAGCAACGUCACGCUCGCGAAUCAAGGGCACCGGUCCAACCUACCUAUCGGCUUGUCACACACAGAGCAGUCACAGGAUCCACGUCGACACGUGACUCAACAUGGAGCCAACACUGCAGGUACCGGCAAUGACGGCGACGCCUUUCUCCAAGCCGAUCAACAAGCCCGAUCCCAUGCGCAACACCCUGGUCUCCCACACGAAGACAAACCGCUUUUGACUGAGGAAGGUAUCCACGGCGCGGGCGCAGGUAUAGGUGUUGGCACGGGCGCAGGAGGCUUCGCCAUGAAUGAUUCCAGUAUCACCACUGAGCUUAGCUCAAUCUAUACGAAUAUCCAGAAAGUGCUAGAUCUUCGUCACAAGUACAUUCGCUUGUCUCUACAGCGCAACUUCGAUAACCCCAAAGAUGACCCCGCUUGGCGCAUCUACCCCACUCCCCCUGAACCAGUAUGGAACGACUCGUCUAAAGAGCGUCGCAAUGCGGGCAGCAGCUUGCAGAACAGCGGGAUUCUAGAGCCCAAUGAAGCCCCAAAGCCCCCUCGCAAAAUGGGAACCAACAUUGGUGAAGACUUUCAUCUGGAAGACUGCCUUCCGGUGCCAGGCCCUGGAGAGAUGUCGUUCCGUCUGGACGAGAGCGGUGUCUAUCAGGUGUAUGAGACAGCCAAAUCUGCUGAGCUCGACACGCCUAUUGUGGCAAUUCCUACAUUGCGCGAAUUUUACAUCGAUCUCGACGCCAUUCUUGAUAUAUCCUCCGAUGGACCGAGUAAAAGCUUUGCUUUCCGUCGUCUCCAAUAUCUUGAGGGCAAAUUCAACCUUUACUACCUGUUGAAUGAAUAUCAAGAAACGGCCGACACUAAAAAAGUGCCGCACAGGGACUUCUACAACGUCCGAAAGGUAGACACACACGUUCACCACUCAGCAUGCAUGAACCAAAAGCAUUUGCUGCGCUUCAUCAAGUCUAAGAUGAAGAAGUCUCCGGAUGAAGUGGUACUGUUCCGUGAUGGCAAACAUCUUACGUUAAGGGAAGUGUUCGAGUCAAUCAACUUGACCGCGUAUGAUCUGAGUAUUGAUACUCUAGAUAUGCAUGCUCACACGGAUUCGUUUCAUCGUUUCGACAAGUUCAACUUGAAGUAUAACCCGAUUGGUGAAUCACGUCUCCGAACCAUUUUCUUGAAGACAGACAACUUUGUCAAGGGCCGAUACCUGGCUGAAAUCACCAAAGAAGUCAUAUCGGAUCUCGAAGCGAGCAAGUACCAAUUUGUCGAAUGGCGCAUUUCCAUCUACGGUAGAGAUAUCGAAGAAUGGGAUAAGCUUGCGGCUUGGGUCAUUGACAAUAAGCUGUUCUCGCCCAAUGUACGAUGGCUGAUCCAAGUACCCCGUUUGUUCGAUGUGUACAAGGCUACUGGCCUCAUGGACAACUUCCAGCAAGUUAUCGUAAAUGUGUUCCAGCCUUUGUUCGAGGUCACCAAAGAUCCGUCAAGUCACCCUAAGCUUCACGUUUUCCUGCAAAGGGUCAUUGGGUUCGAUAGCGUCGACGAUGAGAGCAAAGUUGAGCGACGUGUGUACAGAAAGUUUCCGUUCCCGAACGAGUGGUCUACAAAGCAGAACCCGCCAUACAGCUACUGGAUGUACUACCUCUUCGCUAAUAUGUCGUCGCUCAACGUCUGGAGGAAGCAGCGCGGCUUCAACACUUUCCUUUUGCGCCCGCACUGUGGAGAGGCUGGCGACACGGAUCAUUUGGCUGCCGCUGUACUAUGCUGUCACAGCAUCAGCCACGGCCUCUUGCUCCGUAAAGUGCCGCUUCUCCAGUACAUUUUCUACCUUGAGCAAAUUGGUGUCGCCAUGUCGCCUCUUAGCAAUAACGCGCUGUUCUUGGCAUACGAACGCAAUCCGUUCUUGAGCUACUUUCGCCGGGGUCUCAACGUCUCGCUAUCGACAGACGAUCCUCUGCAGUUCGCUUUUACUAAAGAGCCCCUCAUUGAGGAAUACUCGGUCGCGGCGCAAAUCUACAAACUGAGUGCUGUGGAUAUGUGUGAGCUAGCCAAACAUUCUGUGGAGCAGAGCGGCUUUGAGCAUGUUGUUAAGCAGAAGUGGUUGGGUAAGAACUACCAUCUUCCUGGCGUCGCUGGCAAUGACAUGGCGAGAUCCAAUGUGCCUAGCAUUCGCGAGGCAUUCCGGCACGAAACACUUAUGGGUGAACUAGCCAUGAUCGAUCGCUAUACACGCGCCGCACAAUCUGGUAGCCACGAUCUCACGAGCUCUAACCUGCAAUCCGAAGUACCUCAAACACCAAAGUCGCUCCAAGGAACGCACCCCACCUCUCCCACGCACGCUUCUGCAGGCGGCAACCAGAUGUUUUCCAAACUACCUCCUGCUCAAGUUGCCCGCCUCAAGCCUUCGACCUCGACAACCGACAUGGGUAGUCUGCACGGCCAGCCAGCCUCGCCUUCGGGCACUAAAGACGGUGGCAGCUCCAGCAUAACUGUCAACCCCAGCACUCUCUCAGUCGCUCAGCCGACAGAAGCAUACGAGGAGCCUGACCAGGGUCUGACGCGCUCAACGAGCACUGUCACGCUAGACGGAGAACCUAGGUUGUUCCCUGGUAUCGUCAGCAGUAGGAGUAGGAGACGGAGCACCAGGAAUAGUCAGGCUGAAGACGGAGAUAUGACAAGUUCGCGCUCGAGGCUCCGAGCGGGAGAUGCGGAGAGCGUCAUGGAGGAGAGGGACACUGAUGAUGAGGAUUAGAACCGUUCCUGGUUUGCUGGGCGCUGUGUAUGUUUAAUGAUAGAAUGAGGACUACGAAUUGUACAUGGUCUUAUCAAUGACCCGGAAAUCUAGUCUGUAUUAUGAUGCUCAUGAUCCUUGCUAUAUACACAGGGCGAAAGUAGAAUGGCUGACAUGCUCG